GGAUUUUUUCUCCCCAGGAUGGAAACUAAGAGCCUCUUCCUAAGCCUAUUGCUCUGCUACAGUUUGCUCAGAGCUGCCAGUUCUCACCUGGUAAUCGAGGAGAAGACAGAAUGCAACCUGUCAAAGAACAACAAAAUGAACCUCCCAGACCUCCCACCCAUCUCCAUCGUAGAUUUAACUAAAAGAUCCCAGAAAGUCAGCAGAAAAGAGGCAGAGAAUAAGAAAUCUUCCAAGAAAAAUGCUGAACUGAAGAAACCUCCAAAACCAAGGCCCACACCUGCUGCUGACUGCGUGCCAAACUUCAAAACCUGCAAACCGCACUUGAAUUCCUGUUGCAACUACUGUGCCUUGUGCAAAUGCCGAAUUUUUCAGACCAUCUGCCAGUGCCUAUUGUUAAACCCAAAGUGCUAAACCAAACCAGGAACGUAUUAAGGCUGCUGUCUUUUCAUUAGCUUCUCAAGUGUAUAUGUCAAACUGCCUAAUGCGCGUAGCAAUCGAAGUAGAGAGCUUUGAAGUUGAUAGGUUGGAUUUCUUUCUCUUCAAUGGACAGUUAUUUUCUUCAUGGGGUUGAUGCUGUCAUAAACAAAAUGGGUUUUUUAGGAAGCUGACAACCGGGAAGAUAGACUUUGAACAGGCAUUCUUGGCAAAACUAACUUGCAUUUAAGGAGAAUUCUCGGUACUCAGUGUUUGGGGAUUUUUAGGGUUGUAAUUUGUUUUUUGUUUGUUUGCUUGUUUUCCUUUUUUGGUUGGUAGCUGGGUUUUUUUCUUCUUUUCUUUGAGAAGGGUUUUAUGAACCAAAUAUUUCAGUAUAGUCUAACCAGCACUGCAAAACCUGCCCACAAUCUGCCACACUGAAAUAGGACUUCUCAAUCUCAUGUGAGACCAGAGCCGAGGUUUGCCCUCAAGGACAGCACAGCACAGGCUUCCAGCAGAUCCAAUAUGUAAACUGAAAAUGCAGGUUUCGUGGUUAACUCACCCCUCACACAUUCCACAAAAAUUAGGACUAAAAUCUUUGUAGGUUACUCUAGCUGAAGGCUGUAGCAGCAAACUUUGGCUCGAAACAAGACAUCUUCCUCUUCUUGUGGAAGCUCUGUGCCUUAAUACUGAGUUAUCCCAGCAGAGAACCUUCCCUGGCUAAGCUACCAGGAGAAAGGUCGUAGGAGAGCAAGGAGGGAGCAGACCUAGAAGUGCCCAACACUGAAGACUGUUCAUCUGCCAGACUCCAGCUCUCCUGCUUUCCACCUUUUCUGUUCUGCAUCUGCCAUAUUCCUCUCUUUCCCCAGAGCGUAUGCAUUCUUUUUCCUCCCAUGGGCCUCUCUUGAUUUUAGUCUUUACCCUUCCUCCCACAUUAUGGUUAGUCGCCUGAGGAUCCCUGAAAUGCUCUGCAGUUCCAAUUUGAAGGAAAUUUCUCAGCUGAUUUAUUUCUAAGAGCAGCUGAGGGCUACAAAAUCUUCCAGGCGGGCAAAGACAAUAUAGAUGAUAAAUAGUCUUUAAAGUGGCUCAAGCCUUCUAACAUCAAUUCAAAGCCCAGAGCUUUAAAUAUAGGCUGGGUGUUGACAGAAAUGUCUGUUCACCGUCUUAGAGAGAUGUACAGUUGACAGAGAGUUUAAUCUAAGAGCCUGAACGAUGGCAGGAUGUCACUCUGUUCCUCAUCCAGCUGUCAUGUAUAAUGCAGGUUUGAAUUCUUUUAAAUGUGUGUUACUACUUCUUUUAAUCAGAUAUCUUGGCUCAGGAAUCCAUGAGCUGUGGUACAAAGAGGAGGAGAAGAAAUACAACAUGGUGCUGGGUUUGGGAACAGAAUGUGACCCCUUCUUUUCCUAGGGGAGCUGUACAUUCUUGACAGGCUGUUCCAAAGUUUUCAUGAGAAAGCGUCCUCAGCUGAUAUUAAAAUGAUAUCCGUAAUGACACAAUUUCUACCACGGAAACAAGUACUUGUCUAAUCACAAGAGGCCACAGAAACUGUGUUUUAACAGGGUGAAUGGAAGCGACGGAGGAAAUGGAAAGAAAGAGAGCCAAAAGUCAAACAGCUUGUGCUGCUCUCUCAACAACAGCUCCCACUUCAGCUUGGUUUUCGCUAAGGCUGGGCAGCGCUGAGACCCAGAGUGAGGAGUGAGAGACACAGAAGCUGACCCAGCUUGUCCAGGGCAUGAAAGAAAGACUCUUCCAUAUGAGAAUAAUGAGAUUUGUUGUGGAACAUAUAGCACUUACUUUGUAAUAUAGCAUUUAUGCAUAGUGUGUUUUGACAGAUUCGGUUUAUUAAUAAGCCUUCCUUUUGUUUGUUGGAAUUUAUUAAGAAGAGAUGAUGCUUUCUUUGCCAUUCAUCUAUCACACCAAAUAAUACAUACGAUCAGGUACUCUGAAAUCAUUAGCCUACUUUUCUGGCUAAAGAUCACAUUGCAUGAGGGUAGAAUACAGAAAUCUGUAAGAUACGUACAUCUACUAUAUGCUUCCUGUAUUUAGUUUCAACAAGUAUUUAUGCUAAAGAGUUGGUUUUAUAUGUAAGGGUGCCCUAAGGGAGAUGUCAUCAGCACAGAGGUGACAACACAUACGCAUGACAAACACAGAGUGUUUAAUUUUGUCACAUAGCAAAAUGUCUUCACAAAUGACCUACUGAAAUAUAAGUUUAGUAACAGACCCUGUAAUGCUCUGAGACACAGAGAGAUCUCACUCCUGGAGACCAAUGCAAAUGUUAUCUGGAUUACAACUGAGUAGCAUUAAGUACAAAUAAAUCAUUAUUAGCUAUUCCAAUUAUUGCCUCUCUUGUGGGAAUUUAAAACAGAUAUGGUAUUUUCCCAUCUCAAGCUCCAACUUGAUUUCUUACUGUCACCUUCAGAGACCAGAAAAUCCAAGUUGAUCUGGGUGGCUAAAACAAAUGCUAGAAUUAACAUCUUACAGACUACCAGCUCCAGUACCUCAGUAAUUAGCUGGAGAAAGUGUUAGGAGACCCCAAAA
Messenger RNA from Phasianus colchicus (ring-necked pheasant), 2952 nucleotides. It is a transcript of the gene ASIP, whose product is annotated as agouti signaling protein. Gene Ontology annotation, cellular component: extracellular region. Gene Ontology annotation, molecular function: melanocortin receptor binding; neuropeptide hormone activity. The record is from RefSeq and is a predicted model, not a curated record. Lineage: Eukaryota; Metazoa; Chordata; Aves; Galliformes; Phasianidae. Gene Ontology annotation, biological process: hormone-mediated signaling pathway; melanosome organization.